Messenger RNA from Neoarius graeffei (lesser salmon catfish), 3185 nucleotides. It is a transcript of the gene tm9sf1, whose product is annotated as transmembrane 9 superfamily member 1. The coding region runs from base 379 to 2178 and encodes 599 amino acids. Lineage: Eukaryota; Metazoa; Chordata; Actinopteri; Siluriformes; Ariidae. The record is from RefSeq and is a predicted model, not a curated record. Gene Ontology annotation, biological process: protein localization to membrane. The transcript is spliced from 10 exons. Gene Ontology annotation, cellular component: membrane.
CCAUAAAGAGAUAAAGAUAAAUACGGCGGUUUCCCCAAGUCUGAGCUCGGAGCAGGAGGCUUUCUGGAUACAGGGGUUUCGUUGUAUUUCGCUGGUACGGAAGUCGUUAAUGUUGUAUAGCUACCUCAUUUUAAACAAAAUAGUGAGAUCUGGGCAGAAAUUUAGUCCUUAUAUGAAUCCUGUUUGGUGAAGAAACAUCACUGGAGCUUGGUGACCUAAAGAGAGUAAGCAGGGAGACAGCAUGUGGGACCAAAAGGGUGAAGUUAGAAUACCCCACAAUAUUUCUGGAGGCAGUUAUCGCCUUUUCAGCUGCAGCAACUGCACGCAGGCAAACAGGAAGUCCAGCCGCCACUGAAUCCAGCCUGCUGGAGAAGGACUAUGAUGGUGACUCUUGGUUGGAUCAUGGGCUCUUGGCUGUUUCUUCUGUGCCUAUUUCCACAAGUUGCCUGGACAACUACUUUCAAGGAAGGUGAUCCCAUCAUGCUUUACGUGAAUAAAGUGGGGCCUUAUCAUAACCCCCAGGAAACCUACCAUUAUUACACACUCCCUGUCUGCAGACCCAAAGAGGUGCACCAUAAAGCCUUAAGUCUGGGAGAGGUUUUGGAUGGUGACAGGAUGGCAGAGUCUUUAUACAAAAUCCACUUCAGGGAGAACACAGAAAGACGUACGCUCUGUCAGCUCACACUGUCAGAGAAAGAGGUGGAUCAGUUGAGAGAAGCAAUCGAAGAGCUGUAUUACUUUGAAUUUGUCCUGGAUGAUAUUCCAAUCUGGGGCUUUGUGGGCUAUAUGGAGGAAAGUGGUUUCCUGCCUCACAGCCAUAAGGUUGGGUUGUGGACACACUUGGACUUCAAUAUUGAGUAUAAUGGCAACUCUGUGAUCUUUGCCAACGUAUCUGUUAAAGAUGUGAAGCCAGUGCCUUUGGAGGAAGGAGGUGAUGGGGCAAAUGGCAAUAGUGGAGGUCUCUCAGUGACCCACACCUACAGUGUACACUGGUUUGAAAACCCAUUACCCCAUGCUCGCAGAGCCGAGCGUCUCCGAGACUACUCGUUCUUCCCUAAGACUCUGGAGAUCCAUUGGCUGUCAAUCAUCAACUCAUUGGUGCUGGUGGUGCUGCUACUAGGCUUCGUCAUAAUCAUCCUUAUGAGGGUGUUAAAGAAUGACUUUGCCAGAUAUAACGUAGAAGAAGAUGGGAGCUGUGACGAUCUGGAUCAGGGUGAUAACGGCUGGAAGAUCAUUCACACAGAUGUCUUCCGUUUUCCACCAUACAAAAGCUUGCUGUGUGCUGUGCUUGGAGUAGGAGCUCAGUUCCUUACUCUGGCCACUGGAAUUAUCAUCAUGGCAUUGCUCGGGAUGUUUAAUGUGCAUCACCAUGGAGCCAUAAAUUCUGCAGCAAUUGUAUUGUAUGCGCUGACUAGCUGUGUUUCGGGAUACUGCUCCUGUAGCUUCUACACCCAGAUCCAUGGUCAGCGCUGGGUUUGGAACAUCAUUCUCACCUCCACCCUCUUCUCCGCUCCUCUCUUUCUGACCUGGAGUGUAGUAAAUUCUGUACACUGGUGGAGUGGGUCCACACAGGCACUCCCUGCAUCUACAGUGCUUUUGUUGCUAGGUGCUUGGGUAUUGGUGGGUUUUCCCCUUACAGUCAUUGGGGGAAUUGUGGGCAAGAACCGGGCCGGCAGCUUUCAGGCUCCGUGUCGCACACGCAACAUUCCACGCCAGAUCCCAGAGCAACCCUGGUACAAACACACAGCUGUGCACAUGGCCAUUGGAGGAUUCCUGCCUUUCAGUGCCAUCUCAGUGGAGCUCUACUACAUAUUUGCAACUGUGUGGGGUCGGGAGCAGUACACACUUUAUGGCAUCCUGCUCUGUGUCUUUGCCAUUCUGCUGUCUGUGGGAGCCUGCAUCUCUGUGGCUCUAACCUACUUCCUGCUUUCGGGUGAAGAUUAUCGUUGGUGGUGGCGAAGCAUCCUGAGUACAGGAUCCACCGGUUUAUUCAUAUUUGUCUACGCACUUUUCUACUACUGGAAUCGAUCAAGUAUGAGUGGUCUGGUGCAGAGCAUGGAGUUCUUUGGCUAUUCCUUACUCACUGCAUUCGUGUUCUCACUCAUGCUUGGAACCGUUUCAUUCUGGGCCUCGCUGGCAUUUAUCCGUUACAUCUAUCGUAGUCUGAAGAUGGACUGAAUGUUUGCAGAUAACACUUGUGCACUAGCCCCUUUUUUCUGUUGCUGGACACUUAAUUGUGAAACUGUUUGACAUCAAACUGGAGGGUAGUUUUUCAGGAAAUGGAUUAUAAACCAUCUCUCUUUAAAACAUUUUGCGAUUUUCUCAAAGACUCAUGCUUAAAAUUCCUAAGAUGCAUAGUUGAAUUAAAUUAUAUGCUCAGCAAAUAGUGGAGAACUGCAGCAUGAUCAAUUAUUACACCAUUGCAUAAAGUUUACUGAAUUUGAAUCUGACUUGUUUAAUAAUGGUAUUUGGUUUGUCCAGUGCAUAGUGCAUUUAAUGACUCGGAUUAAUAAUUUCAAAUUAAAUCACAGAACUUGUACUACUACUUAUGGGGUUCAGAAAUCAGAAAAUGGUUUAAUAUCUAACUUGUGGGGCAUGUCAUAUAGAAGGUAGUGUGUGGGUGUGGUUGAUUGUACCAGUCAAAAGUUUGGACAUACUUUACUCAUCACUAUGAAAUGAGUGUCCAAACUUUUGACUGUGUGUGAGUGAGCAAGUAAUAUAUACAUAAAGGACAGGUUUUAUUAACACGGUAUGGACAAUAAGGUUGAAUACAGAGGUGCAUGUAAACAGGGUGGCAGUGAGGGGAGGAUUGAAAGGCAUAAAAGGCAUACUUUUAGAAAGGAGCUCUAGGACUAUGAAAUGGAAAACAAUCAGACCAACAAGAAUGGAAAAAGUAGAAGUUCUGGAAACAAUUUAUGCUAUAUUAAAUCCAUUAUAGCAGUAUUAGAAAGCAUAACUAAAAAUGCGAAAUAAGAACUGUCUAGUUUAGUUUAAGGUCUGUUAGUUUCGUGAACUGUUACCUGGAGUGAAACAGGACAGAGUUUGCAAGAUUCAGUUUUUAUCAGACAUGAAUAAUGUGGGACAUGGGAUCAAUGAUCUACUAUAGUCACCAUUUACUGUGAUCUUAUUUCAGAUGUACAUAUACAAUCUUUUCAAUAAAUCUACCUUUUUCCUACAAAAAAGAA